AUGUCGGAUUCGGACGAGGACACGCCGACGGCGCGCGUCAAACCAGAGCGCACAACGUCGACAGGCAAGACGAGGCGGCGCGCGGUCGACUCGGACAGCGACGACGACCCCGACUCAUCCCCUCGUCCCGCAAACGGCGAUGAGGACCACAGCGACUCGCACACGGCCAAGCGUGUCAAGCUGGAGAAUGGAGUGAACGGGAAGGGCAAGGAGAGGGCUCGCGUGCAGGAUUCGGACGACAGCGAGGACGACGAGCGCGAGGACGUCAAGAUGGUCCCGAGGGAGAGGAAGCAGCUCGUGCGCGACGACACUGGCUACGUGACGGGCUCCAUCGUCCGCAUCGCAUGCCACUCGUUCCUCACCUACGACGAAGUCGAGUUCAACCCGGGCCCGGCGCUCAACAUGAUCAUCGGCCCGAACGGCACGGGCAAGAGCACCAUCGCAUGCGCCAUCGCCCUCGGCCUCGGCUUCUCCCCGAAGGUCCUCGGCCGUGCUACCAAGCUCUCGCAGUACUGCAAGAACGACUCGAACCAAGAGACAUGGAUCGAGAUCGAGCUCAAGGGCCACCCGGGCGAGAAGAACCUCGUCAUCCGCCGCUACCUCUACCGCGACUCGGAGAGGACCAAGUUCAUGGUCGACGGCAACGAGACUGCGGCGAAAGAGGUCGCAGAGAAGAUGGAGGAGCUGCAAGUCCAGGUCGGCAACCUCUGCACCUUCCUCCCGCAAGACCGCGUCGCUUCGUUCGCCAUGAUGACCGCCUCCGGCCUUCUUCGCGAGACGGAACGCGCGGCGGGUCACGAGCAGCUUUCGGCGUGGCACGAGGUCCUCAUCCAGGAGUACAAGACGUGCAAGGUUGCGCAGGAGGAAGUCGACCGCGUCUCCAAGUCGCUCAAGCGCAAGCAGACGAAGCAAGCCGAGACGGAGAAGGAAGUGCACGCCUUCCAGCAGCGCGAGCGUCUCGAGCAAGAGCUCGGCGAAGCGCAGGUCCUCCAGCGCGCGUUCGAGUACGACGUCGCGUACGAGAACUACCAGCGCGCGAGGCAGGAGAAGACGGUUGUCGCGAAUGAGAUUGCCGAGCUUGAAGAGCGCAACCGCCCGUUCAAGGAUAGCAAGGCGGCGCUCAAGAAGCUUGUCGACUCGAGCAUCUCGCAGCAGGACAAGCUCGCCAAGAAGGUCCAGCUUGCGCUCAAAGACGCCGAGUCGAAAAAGCAGCAGCUCGCCAAGGCCGACGACGAGCGUUCAGCGACGGCGGACAAGAUCCGACAGAUCAAGAGCGACGAGACGACGCGGCGCGAGAACAUCCAGAAGUGCCGCAAGGAGAUCGCGAAACUCGAGCCUAUCGUCGAGAACGAGCCGGCCGAAGCCGACACAUCCGAGAUCGACCGCCAGAUUCGCGACAAGACGAACGAGAAGAACGAUGUUGCGGCCAAGAUCCAGGAGACCGCUCAGGAGAUCGGCAACGUCCAGUACGAGGGUCAGCGGCUCAAGGCGCAGGAGGAUCAGUCGAGGCACGACCUCGCUCGCCUGCAGGAAGCCGGCAAGGUCCGCGAGGCGGCCUGUCAGCGCUUCGACCAGGACGCUUGGCGGGCUGUCGAAUGGCUACGGAAGAACGAAGACAGGUUCAAGGGGAAGAUCUACGAGCCCGGUCGACUCAAUCUUUUCCUGAAGAAGGAGUACAAGGGUCGGAAACUUGACGUGCUCGACAAGGGGCUCGUCGACAUGAUUGAAGGUCCGAUCCCGAUGAAUGGUUUCAGCACGUUCCUCUGCGAGUACCGCGAAGACUACGACCUCAUGUACAGCAUCCUCCACGACCAGCCGAACGCUCGACAGCCCGGUUCCGGUCUACGCUUCAACGGCGCCGAACUCGGCAACCCUGUUCCUAUCGACCGUAUCCCUCGCCCAUUGUCGGACGAGCAGCUCAACGCGCUUGGCUUCGACGCCUGGGCUAUCGACCUCAUCGAGGGUCCUCCGGCCAUCCUCAGUUGGCUUUGCCAGCAGCACAACCUGCACAAGGUGCCUAUCCAGCUCGACCGUCGUCGCGUCGACGCUGCCGCCAUCGAGCAGAACAAGGUCAUCCAGCGCUACUACACCCGCGAGGGAUCCAGCUCAAUCAAGUACUCGAUGUAUGGCGGCCGCUUCGCGCAGACGGACCAACGUGCGCCGCAGCAAGCCAAGAUCCUCAACAGUUCCGUCGACCAGAGCCGCAUCAGCACCGUGACAAAGCGCAUCGAGGAGACUCACGAGGAGCGCAAGAGGCUGCACGGCGAGUUACAGCGACUCGGCCGUGUCGAGAGUGACUUGCGCGCGCAGGCGGAUCAGCUUACGGCGGAAAGGGACGAGCUCAUGCAGGAGCGCAGUGCCAUGUCUAAGGCUCGCACGGCGUGGCAGAGGUCCAAGUCGAAGCUCGCCUCGCUCCAGAGCUCGCUCCAGCGCGAGCUGAGCAAGCCGUCGGCGACCGAGAAGCGCGAGCAACUCGCGGCCCGGAUGCGCAAGCUCAUGGAGAAGCGGGUCAAGCUUACGAUCGAGUACAAGGACCUCCUCGUCAAGGCCGCCGACGUCCAGGAGUCGAGCAUCAAGGUGCACCUGCAGACUUUGCAGGCCGAGAGCGACCACCGCGCGAUGGACCUCAUGGUCCGCGAGCGCGACGAGGAGCUCGAGGAGAAGAAGGAGGCGCUCGAGCGGGCUACGGCCGCGGUCGCCGCCCUGCUCAAGGAGGGCAAGCGCCACAAUGCGGCGUACCAGGAGGCCGUCGCAGCGCUCAGCGACGAGCAGAAGGAGCGCGUCAAGGAGCGCCGCGAGUCGGGCGAGGAGACGCUGCAGACCAUCGAGGAUAAGAUUGUCGAGAUCGAGUCGAAUCUCAACUGCACGAUCACCGUCAGCCCGCUCGUCCUCGACGCGUACAACAAGCGCAAAGUCGAGAUCAACGACCUCAAGUCGAAGCUCGAAGACGCCGAGGAGAAGCUCGACGAGUCAAAGAAGGUCAUCGAGACGACCGAGGGUCGCUGGUUGCCUGAGCUGGAGCAUCUCGUCGGCGAGGUCUCCGCCAAGUUUACCGCUUCUUUCGAGACCCUCGGCUUGCUCGGCGAGGUCCGCCUCGCGAAGGACCCCGACUACGAGAAGUGGGGCAUCGAGAUCAUGGUCUCGUUCCGCGACCGCAAAGACAACUCGACCGAUGUCGAGCUUCACGUCCUCAGCGGGCACCGCCAGUCGGGAGGAGAACGCGCCCUCACGACCGUCACCUACCUUCUCGCUCUCGCCGAGCUGGCUCGUGCGCCAUUCGCGCUCGUCGACGAGAUCAACCAGGGCAUGGACCAGCGCGCCGAGCGCAACAUGCACAAGAUGCUCGUCGAGACAACGUGCAAGGCCGAUGUGGGACAAUACUUCCUGCUCACGCCGAAGCUCCUGCCCGACCUCGCCUACCACCCGAAGAUGAAGGUCCUCGUCAUCAACGUCUCGCCCUGGAUCCCCGAGACUCUCUCGCUCCAAGGCAUCCUCGACGCGAAGCGCAAGCUCAACAAGCGCAAGGGCCUGCCGAACGGACGGGCUAUUGCGGCGCACUGA
Rhodotorula toruloides NP11 is the source of this 3561-nucleotide messenger RNA. RefSeq names its product chromosome structural maintenance protein smc5. Gene Ontology annotation, biological process: double-strand break repair via homologous recombination. The record is from RefSeq and is a predicted model, not a curated record. Gene Ontology annotation, molecular function: ATP binding; ATP hydrolysis activity. Gene Ontology annotation, cellular component: Smc5-Smc6 complex. The transcript has 17 exons. NCBI's taxonomy places the organism in Eukaryota, Fungi, Basidiomycota, Microbotryomycetes, Sporidiobolales, Sporidiobolaceae. The coding region runs from base 1 to 3561 and encodes 1186 amino acids.